Hibiscus syriacus is the source of this 1916-nucleotide messenger RNA. Its product is annotated as glutamate--tRNA ligase, chloroplastic/mitochondrial-like. Gene Ontology annotation, molecular function: ATP binding; tRNA binding; zinc ion binding. The record is from RefSeq and is a predicted model, not a curated record. Lineage: Eukaryota; Viridiplantae; Streptophyta; Magnoliopsida; Malvales; Malvaceae. The coding region runs from base 27 to 1709 and encodes 560 amino acids. Gene Ontology annotation, biological process: glutamyl-tRNA aminoacylation. The transcript has 13 exons.
UUCAACUCCAUUUUGUCGUUUCAAAAAUGGCGGCACUCGUUGCUGGGACGCCAUGGAUGAGAAUCAGAGUAAUUCCUGAACUCGCUCCUCCGCUUAUUUUCCGGCGCCAUUUCCGUAGAAAUUUCUCCGUACGCGCUUCAGUUGACAGCAAUGCACCGGUCAGAGUCCGUUUUGCUCCUUCUCCGACCGGCAAUCUCCACGUCGGCGGCGCUCGAACUGCUCUCUUCAACUACUUAUUCGCUAGAUCGAAGGGAGGAAAAUUUGUGCUGAGAAUCGAGGAUACUGAUUUGGAGAGGUCGACGCGAGAAUCGGAGGAGGCUGUGCUUCGAGAUUUAGCUUGGCUUGGUCUUGAUUGGGAUGAAGGCCCUGGCGUUGGCGGGGACUAUGGUCCUUAUCGACAAUCCGAGAGAAAUUCUAUGUAUAAACAAUAUGCUGAGAAGCUCUUAGAAUCCGGUCAGGUUUAUCGUUGCUUUUGUUCCAAUGAGGAACUUGAGAAAAUGAAGGAAAUUGCAGAGCUAAAGAAACUUCCUCCGGUAUACUCGGGGAAGUGGGCCACUGCAACAGAUGAAAAAGUACAAGAAGAGCUAUCAAAGGGAACCCCAUAUACAUAUCGAUUUCGUGUUCCAAAGGAAGGGAGCUUGAAAAUCAAUGACCUUAUCCGAGGCAAAGUUAGCUGGAAAUUGGACACACUUGGGGAUUUUGUUAUAAUGAGGAGCAAUGGUCAACCUGUUUACAACUUUUGUGUUACUGUUGAUGAUGCUACCAUGGCUAUUUCACAUGUUAUACGAGCAGAAGAGCAUUUACCUAAUACUCUAAGACAAGCCUUAAUAUACAAGGCCCUGGGAUUCCCCAUGCCUUCCUUUGCCCAUGUUUCUUUGAUUCUUGCACCUGAUAGGAGCAAAUUGUCAAAACGCCAUGGUGCAACUUCAGUUGGUCAGUAUAGAGAUAUGGGGUAUCUGCCUCAGGCAAUGGUGAAUUACUUGGCACUUCUAGGUUGGGGUGAUGGAACGGAAAAUGAAUUUUUCACCAUUGAUCAACUUGUUGAAAAAUUCUCGAUUGGUCGUGUAAACAAAAGUGGUGCUGUUUUUGACUCUACCAAAUUAAGGUGGAUGAAUGGUCAGCACUUAAGAGCACUUCCCUCUGAGGAGUUGUCCAAGCUUAUCGGUGAGCGCUGGAAUAGUACUGGUCUUCUCACAGAAUCAGAAGGGCCAUUUAUAGAUGAGGCGGUUCAGCUGCUUAAGGAUGGGAUUGACUUGGUAACAGAUUCAGAUACAGCACUCUCAAACCUGCUGUCUUACCCAUUGCGUGAUACCUUGACAAGUUCUGAAGGUAAACCUGCUGUUGAAGAUAAACUUUCUGAGAUUUCUGCCUCCCUCUUAGCUGCCUAUGAUAGUGGUGAACUCUUUGGUGCAUUGGAAGAAGGCCAUGCUGGCUGGCAGAAGUGGGUGAAGGGCUUUGGAAAAACUCUGAAGCGCAAGGGGAAGUCGCUGUUCAUGCCCCUGAGGGUGUUACUAACAGGAAAACUCCAUGGCCCUGACAUGGGUUCUAGUGUAAUCCUGAUCUAUAAAGCCGGAAACCAUGGCAUUGUUGCUCCUCAAGCUGGGUUUGUGACCUUGAAAGAAAGGUUCGAAAUGUUGAGACAACUUGACUGGGAAGCACUUAAGCAGGAUCACCCUGCUUUGGAGUCUGCGGCUUCAGUAUCGAAUUAAAAAAAAUGGAAGAUAUUUUGCAGUAUAAUAAUUGCUUAUCUUUUUGCCUUGUCUAAGGCUCUAAGCCAUUGAUGGGAUGUAGUUUAGUGUCAUAAUGGUUUGAUGUUUAUGAAUGAGAUGAAUAUUUAGUGUUUAAACUUUGAUACCUUUGAAUCAUGGGGUGAGGCUUUUGUUACAAUAUAUUGAAAAUUUUCAGUGCUGCUCGGA